AUGGAUUUAAAACCUUUACUUAAGCGUAGUAUUUAUUCAUUUGAUGGAUCAUGUAAUGGAUUAAUGUGCUUCAAUGAAUCCUUUGAAGAAGAUGAUGUUUAUAUAUGUAAUCCUGCUACCAGAGAAUAUAUUGUCCUUCCAAAAUUUGAAGGGAAAGACAUGUUAGACUUGUUAACUGGCUUUGGUUACAUUCCGUCAACGAAUCAGUACAAGGUUGUUAGAAUCCAUAACACCGAAAGAGACCCAAAUGUAGGAAUUAUUCAGGUAUACACUCUAGGUAGCGGUAUUGGAUGGAGAAAUGCAGGAACGAUAGACAUAAAAUGUGUUCCACGGUGUACUGGUGCUUUUGCAAAUGGAGCUCUUCAUUGGGUGGCCUUCGAUGGAACCAUUAUUGUUUUCCAUUUAGCUGAUGAAAAGUGUAGUGAACUUCAUUCGCCACCCCGCUUGAUAGGAACUCAUUGUCGAUAUGUAGGGGUUUUAGGUGGUUUUCUAAGUGUUACUUAUUAUCGUUAUCCACGUGGUGUUGAUAUAUGGUUAUUGAAGAAGAAUGAAGAUAAUGCUGACCUGAGCUGGAGUAAAGAGUUUAGUUUUGACAGUUACAUACCGCAGCCAUUUGGGAUUAUCAAGAGUGGUAGGCUUCUAUGCUAUGAGCAGCACAAAAUUUAUUGUUACGAUCUGGAAACAUCAUCUGUCAAAAUGGAUGUGAGUUUUGGAAAGUUUAUUAGUGAAGCAAUCCCUCACAAGAAUACUUUAUUUUCAUUAAAGGAAGUUCAUGUCUACAAACUGGGCAUGUGUUAUGUUUUUCCUGUUGCCAUUACAUAA
Messenger RNA from Papaver somniferum (opium poppy), 822 nucleotides. Its product is annotated as F-box protein At3g07870-like. The transcript has 2 exons. The record is from RefSeq and is a predicted model, not a curated record. Bases 1 to 822 code for a protein of 273 amino acids. Lineage: Eukaryota; Viridiplantae; Streptophyta; Magnoliopsida; Ranunculales; Papaveraceae.